AUGACCGCCACUGAAGGCCCCAAGCAGCCAGAUAUCUCGUAUCAUCCAGACGCAAAGAAAUUCCGUGCCCGGACUGCUCGUCGUCUUGCAGAAGACCCAUCGCUACCUCAGCAGCCUCUCCCUGCCAAUUUUCCUGACCGUGUCGAUGGCCCAAUCGUCUGGGAGGGCAAAGACUGGACAGACGAAUCUCAAUGGGUCUACAACCUCUCGCAGACCCAACUCAAUGAGAUAGACGGAGCUCUGGCGCAUUUCAACAGCCUUGAUAAACCAAUGGGAUUCAUCAGUCGCGAAACGUUCCCACUCCCCACUCUUUCGGCGGAACUCUGGAAACUCGCUGACGCGUUGUAUAACGGUCGUGGCUUCUUUGUGUUGCGCGAAAUUCCCAUCGACAAAUACUCGCGCAAAGACUUGGCUAUCGUUUAUGCCGGACUUUCAUCUCACGUUGGGUCUGGGCGUGGAAGGCAGGACGCCACCAACGCAGUCCUCGCCCACAUCAAAGACCUGCGCACCAGCCACAAAGGAGUACUUGGUAAUGCAGCGUAUACCACCGACAAACAAGUCUUCCACACCGAUAUUGGCGAUCUCAUUGCCCUCCUCAGCAUUCAACAGUCGGCCUCUGGUGGGGUUUCCCGUCUCGCAAGCAGCGGUUUUAUCUACAACGAGAUUGCCAAGACACGACCAGACUUGAUCCAUGUUCUGAAAGAUAACUGGCCUCUCGAUCGUUUCGGUGGUGACCCACCUUAUACCGAACGGCCGGUGCUGUACAACGAAGAUGGCCAUAUUGUAAUCCAGUACUCGCGCCGUCAUUUUACCGGCUACGGCGAGCAGAUUCGCAGCACCAAUAUUCCCCCCAUCUCAGAAGCGCAAGCGGAAGCACUGGACAUGCUGCAUUUCCUCGCAGAAAAGCACUCGCUGGGACUCAACUUCCAGAAAGGGGACAUCCAAUACAUCAACAGCAUGGGGCUGCUCCACGCCCGCGAUGCCUUUGUCGACGAUCCUGAGCACACACGCCAUCUUGUUCGCCUCUGGCUCCGCAACGAUGAGCUUGCGUGGAAAACUCCAAAACCGCUUGAGAAGACAUGGGCCCUGCUGUAUUCGGUGGCCGCAAAUGCUCAGCGGUUUCCUCUGGAGCCAGAGAUCCGCAAAACAGCGAGUGGUGCGACGAAAUAA
This is a messenger RNA of Mycena indigotica, 1170 nucleotides long. RefSeq names its product Clavaminate synthase-like protein. Lineage: Eukaryota; Fungi; Basidiomycota; Agaricomycetes; Agaricales; Mycenaceae. Bases 1 to 1170 code for a protein of 389 amino acids. The transcript has 5 exons. Gene Ontology annotation, molecular function: oxidoreductase activity. The record is from RefSeq and is a predicted model, not a curated record.